This is a messenger RNA of Anarrhichthys ocellatus (wolf-eel), 2494 nucleotides long. RefSeq names its product Ras homolog, mTORC1 binding like 1 (gene rhebl1). Gene Ontology annotation, cellular component: membrane. The record is from RefSeq and is a predicted model, not a curated record. Bases 349 to 903 code for a protein of 184 amino acids. Lineage: Eukaryota; Metazoa; Chordata; Actinopteri; Perciformes; Anarhichadidae. Gene Ontology annotation, biological process: signal transduction. Gene Ontology annotation, molecular function: GTPase activity; GTP binding. The transcript is spliced from 8 exons.
UUUCCGUCACUUUGACUUGCAAAUCGUAACCGCGUUGAGCGAGCGUUUUAUUUUCUUUUUUCAAUUUGAACGUCAAUUUCAUAAUUUCAAACUGCCGAUCGAUAUCGAUUACGAUAUCAGAUACAGGAAGAUACAUUUUUUUAAUUUUUUUAGAUAAGUACAAGUUGUACUUAAACUCUUAAACUUCCAGCGCGAGGCCCAGCAGAGAGCUCGAGCGGGGCAGCUCUGAAAAGUUUGUUGUUGUCACGUGAUGUGAGACGAAUGUGGCGAUAAAAGUUUGCUUACAGAGUAAAAGUAGGUGGCGUACUUUAAAUAGUGUAAAACAUCUUGAAGACAACAUUUACCAGAAUGCCUCAACCGAAACAUCGAAAGAUUGCCGUUAUAGGUUACAGAUCAGUCGGAAAGUCAUCUCUUACGAUACAGUUUGUGGAAGGACAGUUUGUUGACUCCUAUGACCCCACCAUCGAAAACACCUUUAACAAACUGGUCAACGUGAAUGGUCAAGACUUCAAUCUUCAACUGGUUGAUACAGCUGGACAAGAUGAGUACUCCAUUUUUCACCAAUCCCACUCAAUGGACAUCCAUGGUUAUGUCCUUGUCUAUUCAGUGACUUCCAAUAAAAGUUUUGAAGUUGUGCAGAAUCUACAUGACAAGCUGCUAGACAUGGUCGGAAAGAUUCAGGUCCCAACUGUUCUUGUUGGGAACAAAAAAGAUCUCCACAUGGAAAGAGUUAUCAAGCCAGACGAGGGAAAGAUUCUUGCUGAUUCCUGGGGCGCUGCGUUCAUGGAGUCCUCCGCCAAGGAGAACGAGACUGCUGUGGAGGUUUUCAAGCGGAUCAUUUUGGAGAUGGAGAAAGCUGAUGGGAAUGGUCCCCCAGAGGAGAAGAAGUGCGCUGUGAUGUAAAGAAGUCUGUCCCAGGACAUCGGAAAAGCUCAUUUGCUGAAGACAGGAGCCACAACGUCACCAGCUUGCCAAUCGUGAUCUCACCGACACCCAAGACACCGCAGUGGAACUUUUCUGCUCAAAUGUGAUAUCUUAUUGAUUUACAUAGCAAGGUGACAGUUGAUAAACUAUCCCACUAAUUGUAACCUACGGCCAGACGUUUCUAAGAGCAACAUUCAUCUUUGUUUUAGACAAAGAAUAACAGUCGGUGAACACUUUCUUUAAAUAUCGAAACGUUAUCUAUAUUUUGGCAAAAUCUGGACUUUUCAACCAACUGCUCAGAAAACAUAAUAAUAUUGCCAAACACAUUGGUCCCAAUUAAUUACAUCUUCUUCUUUUUUGUGAACAUGCAUUAAUAACUACAUAACUCUUUUGAGUAGCUGAGUUAUUGUACAUGUAGGGCUGGUUAACUUUAUUAAGGACUGGUAUUAUUUCAACAGUGAUGGAGAGUCAAAGUUCACAUUGCUUUAAACGUGGUGUUAAAAUGUCGGUUUCUCUCACAAAUGGUGGAUUUCCUUUUUAACACCCUGAAAUGAGAUUUCACACAAGAAGUUUCACUGGUUUGACGGUUCUUCUCACUGUCUUUUUUUUUUUUAUCAACUCCUCUUCAGGUACCUUUUCGCCAAUGAACUUCUGAACUGCGUCUUCACGAUGUAGGAAUCUAUUUGUAAAUCUUAAUGACUCACAUUUUAAGCUGUUCUGCUAAGCAGAUUAGACUAAUCCUUGUUUCUAUGGUUAAACUUCUCCUUAUUGACUGUAAUAAAGAUGUUAUCUUAUGGACAACCCUCAGAGAAAUUUAGUAUAGAUUGAAAUAGAUCUUUGAUAUUUACCACUGAUGGCCUUUUUUUAUACAAUAAAAAUAGAACCUUGGGAAAUGGUUUGAUACUAUUGGUUAUAUUUUGCGUGGUGCAGGUUUGCUCUCCAGUUUCCUGAGUAAAUUCUUAAAAAUGUGUAACAAUUAUGAACAUUGUUGAGUUGCAAUUUUUAAAUUACAUUUAAACACUGCCCAAAACCAUUUAAGUGGCUGGAGGCUACAGAGUUACAUUAGUCGUCUUUGAGCUCAUGGCUUUGAUGUGAUGGUUUAUGCAGGCUUGACAGAACCAAGCCAGGAAGGCAUGCAGUCCAUUUAAUUCAUAUUGUGGAUUUGCAUGAUCACUGUCACAAGCUUGAGAUCCUUAAUGACUUGUUUUCCUUAGAUCCUGUAGCCUUACAAAGACGCAAUGUGGGUUCCCCCUCAUAAUCCUCAUGUUGUACCUGUAGUGGGUAGUAACCUUUUUAUCACAUGCUUUGCUGAGUAAGUAGUUGAUUGAUUGAUGAUGGUUGAACAGAAGCUGGUGAUGCUGUGUCUGGUGCCUUACAUUUCCUCAAACUCCCUCAUCUGCUUCCCUUUAGGGCUCAAUGUGCUCUUAAUGGUUAUUUUUCUCCUUCUGUUGACUUGAUACCAUGGUGGUGGUGUGCACCUGAACACCAAUAUGCCCUUGUGGGUCGAUGUUAAAUUCAGAAAUCUUGCUGUAAACAGUUUUGUAUAUAAAUAAAUCUGUUACUCAUUUGA